This is a messenger RNA of Lathyrus sativus (Indian pea), 1914 nucleotides long. NCBI's taxonomy places the organism in Eukaryota, Viridiplantae, Streptophyta, Magnoliopsida, Fabales, Fabaceae. The record is from the annotation of a GenBank genome assembly.
AUGGCUGCGAUUUCAUCAUCACCUAAGAAUGUGGUUCCCGUGGCAAUGAACGGUGGUCUCGGAGUUGGGAGGUUUAACAGGGCGUCUCUGUAUGUUGGAGAUCUUGAACGGAAUGUGGACGAGGGUCAGCUUUAUGAUCUGUUCAAUCAGAUUGCUCAGGUGGCUUCGGUUAGGGUUUGUAGGGAUCAGACCAAGAGAUCGUCGCUUGGUUAUGCUUAUGUCAACUUCAACCAUAUUCAUGAUGCUAUUAAUGCGAUUGAGCAUUUGAACUUUACUCCUAUUAAUGAGAAGCCUAUUCGUAUUAUGUUUUCUCAUCGAGAUCCUAGCAUUAGGAAAAGUGGAUUUGCAAAUGUUUUUAUUAAGAAUUUGGACAAAUCAAUAGAUAACAAAGCGCUGCAUGAUACUUUUGCUGCCUUUGGACCUGUGCUUUCUUGUAAGGUAGCUAUUGAUGAGAUUGGUCAAUCAAGGGGAUAUGGUUUUGUUCAAUUUGACAAUGAUGAGUCUGCAAAGAAUGCCAUUGAAAAAUUGGACGGAAUGCUGUUAAAUGACAAAAAAGUUUAUGUAGGAUAUUUCAUACGGCGCCAGGAAAGGUCGGGAAAUGGUUCACCUAAGUUUACAAAUGUUUAUGUGAAAAACCUUUCUGAAACAUACACGGAUGAGGAUCUUAAACAGCUCUUCAACACCUAUGGUGUAAUAACAAGUGCUGUGAUCAUGAAAGAUGAUAAUGGGAAGUCUAGAUGUUUUGGUUUUGUUAAUUUCCAAAACCCAGAAUCAGCCGCUGCUGCAGUUGAAGGUCUGAAUGGGACCGCAACAAACGAUGGAAAGUUUUUGUUUGUUGGGAGGGCUCAGAGAAAAUCAGAAAGGGAGACAGAGUUGAAAGCCAGAUUUGAGCAGGAAAAAAUAAAAAGAUAUGAGAAGUUGCAAGGUGCUAAUUUGUAUUUGAAAAACCUUGAUGACAAUCUUAAUGAAGAAAAGUUGAAGGAGUUAUUUUCCGAGUUUGGAACUAUAACAUCUUGCAAGGUGAUGUAUGAUGUCCAUGGUCAUAGCAAGGGCUCUGGAUUUGUUGCCUUUUUGACUCCCGAAGAAGCUAGUAAAGCUAUAAAUGAAAUGAAUGGAAAGAUAAUAGGACAUAAGCCCCUUUAUGUUGCCGUGGCCCAGCGCAAAGAAGAAAGGAAAGCUCGUUUGCAGGCUCAAUUUUCUUAUAUUCAAGCACCUGGUGGAAUCACAACUUUGCCAGGAAGAAUUGCUGGAUAUCAUCCAAGUGCCCCAAGACUUGCUCCGCAACAAUUGUAUUUUGGUCAAGGUACACCUGGUCUCAUUCCGCCUCAGCCAAAUGGAUACGGUUUCCAGCAACAGCUCAUGCCAACUAUGCGAUCUGGUGUUGCCCCAAAUUUUAUCAUGCCAUAUCACCUUCAGAGGCAAGGUCAUCCUGGACCUAGGAUGGUCGCACGUCGAGUUGGUAAUUUCCAACCGGUGCAACAAAACCAGCUGCCCAACCGAAAUUCCAACCAAGGGUUUAGAUACAAUGUAAGGAAUGGUGUGGAUGCAGUAGAUUCUGAAGGUCUCACCCAUCAAAUGAUGGAUACAUCUGGAGCGGUUGCUCCUAUUAGCAAUCAGCAUCAUGGUGGGUUGUCUAACAACUCACUUACUUCGGCUUUGGCCUCUGCCACCCCAGAAAAUCAACGCUUGAUGCUGGGUGAGCAUUUAUAUCCAUUGGUGGGUCGUCAUACCUCGAACCAUCAAACUGCAAAGGUUACCGGAAUGUUGUUAGAGAUGGACCAGUCAGAGGUGAUACAUUUAAUCGACUCUCCCGAAGAGCUCAAGAUAAAGGUGUCUGAGGCAGUGCAAGUCCUCCGGGAAGCUUCGUCAGGUUCUGAAGUGGUGGUUGACCAACUUGUCUCGUUAAAGGAAUAA